AUGGAUAUCGACUCGUACAGAUACCGGGUCCCGCGGCCAAAUUAUCUCCCACACAAUGUCGACGCCGACGACCGUGUAGUGGAGGAUUAUGUUGUGCCGUUAGACCAUGCGAGCGAUAUGGAAAAUGCCACCUACUACAACAAGGUAAAGCGGACUGCGCAGGAAUUCAACAUCACGCGGCCAAAAGGCUACAAUGUUUCGUUCCACACGAACCCGGAGAUGGAGAAGCACCACUUUGGCCAGACACACCCCAUGAAGCCGUGGCGUCUUACCCUGUCCAAAAGCCUGAUCAUGUCCUACGGCAUGUCCUUUGCCAUGGACAACUACAUCUCACGUGCCGCCACAUACGAGGAGCUGAACAUGUUCCACGCCAGCGACUACCUGGAGUUCCUCGCCACCGUCGCCCCAGAACCAGUGCCAAGAGAUGUGGACAACCUGAACCCGGACCUCAAGUUCAACCUGGGCGGCUCUGACUGCCCGCUGUUCGAGGGCCUUUACGACUACUGUUCCAUGUCGGCGGGCGGAUCGUUGGAUGCGGCCCGUAAGAUCUGCAACAAGGAGUCCGACAUCGCCAUCGCCUGGGGUGGCGGGCUGCACCACGCCAAGAGAUCCGAGGCGUCAGGCUUCUGCUACAUCAAUGACAUCGUUAUUGCAAUACUGCAGCUGCUGCGGUGCUACCCCAGGGUUCUGUACAUCGACAUCGAUGUGCACCACGGUGACGGUGUCGAGGAGGCCUUCUUCUCAACGGACCGGGUCAUGACCGUGUCGUUUCACAAAUACGACCCCCAGAACUUCUUCCCCGGCACCGGAGCAUUGGACGAGAACGGGCCCAAGAACGAGCGCAACCCGGGUGCGCACCACGCCAUCAACGUGCCGCUCAACGACGGCAUCACGGAUGAGCAGUACGAGCGGCUGUUCCAGGACGUUAUCGGCCAGUGCGUCGAGAAGUUUCGGCCGAGCGCCAUCGCGCUUCAGUGUGGUGCCGACUCCCUCGCCGGCGAUCGCCUUGGUCGCUUCAACCUUCAGGUCCAGGGCCACGGCUCUUGCGUCGCCUUCUGCAAGAAGCUGGGGAUCCCCAUGAUCCUCUUUGGCGGCGGCGGCUAUACGCCCCGCAACGUCGCCCGCGCCUGGGCCUACGAAACGAGCAUCGCCAUCGACUGCCAUACCAAGAUCGACCCCACCAUCCCGCUUCACACGCCCUGGCGCGACCACUUCCGCCAGGAUACUCUGCUGCCCACACUCGAGCAGGUCGUUGGCGAGCCCCGCCAGAACCGGAAUCCCAACAAGCGCCUGGCCGAGAUUGUGCAGCACGUGACGGAACAGAUGCGCUUCGUCAACAGCGCUCCGAGUGUCCAGUACUCCACCAUCCCACCGGACCUGCAGGGUAUCAGGGACGAAGUAGAGGCGAAGAUCAAGGAAGAAAUGGAGGAGAAGGACGAGAACGGAAGGAAAGCGAAGGAGGAGGGCGUCGGCGUGGCGAUGGAGUUUUGA
This is a messenger RNA of Gaeumannomyces tritici R3-111a-1, 1491 nucleotides long. Its product is annotated as histone deacetylase phd1. Gene Ontology annotation, molecular function: histone deacetylase activity. Bases 1 to 1491 code for a protein of 496 amino acids. The record is from RefSeq and is a predicted model, not a curated record. NCBI's taxonomy places the organism in Eukaryota, Fungi, Ascomycota, Sordariomycetes, Magnaporthales, Magnaporthaceae. The transcript has a single exon.